Messenger RNA from Trichoplusia ni (cabbage looper), 1121 nucleotides. RefSeq lists its product as uncharacterized. The record is from RefSeq and is a predicted model, not a curated record. Gene Ontology annotation, biological process: spermatogenesis. Lineage: Eukaryota; Metazoa; Arthropoda; Insecta; Lepidoptera; Noctuidae. The transcript is spliced from 4 exons. Bases 261 to 998 code for a protein of 245 amino acids.
AGUUCAUUUUGUCACAAAGUCUUUUGUUGUUAUUUUAGGAGCUUCAUUUUCGUUUACAAUAUUUAAUUUCGUAUUACUGCUUAGUGAAAAGAAUUUCUAAGUAUUUAUUGUUAUCAAUCAGGGAUUUUAAAUUUAAUUUAAAGAAUACAAAUCGAGCAGUAGGUUACUAGUAGAUAAACAAUUUUGCUGUAAGUUUAUUGGUAGGCGCUUAUUGACUAUAGCCUGAGGUGGUCAAAACACGUGGUUGCUGACCACAGUAUAUGCACGCUUCCGCAAUGGCACGCCGAGAGAAAACCGUAGACCUGAAUUACAUCGAUACCGAAUUCUCUUCUGGGGACUCUAAAAAGAUGAAAUCGAAACGCUACCAGGAGGAAAACAACAACGAGGUCGAUGAGCUCUCGAAGGAAUUGUCAGAGAUGGGAUGCAUAGUGGAUGCUGUAAAGAGACCGAAUAUAUGCGUGGAGAACUGCGUCUACGAUGGAUCUGAGUCUGAGCAUGAGAAGUCCGAGGUCUAUAACGAAGAGGAUGCGUACUCCGACGAAUUUGAAGAAGAUAAAAGUGAGGAAGAGGAAUCUGUGAAGUCCCUCCCUAAGUCUGAAAUGAGUGACACGAGCAGGGAGCAGACUUUAAGGUCUUCCGUGAAACUGACCAAAAGUCAGUCUUCUAUGUCGAGUAAUAAACCGCCUGUAUCCGUUUCUGGGAGAUCGACUAGUUUUGGAUCAAUAUCAGGCCUGAAAACUCGCCGCAUCAACAUGUCGUUCACUAAUGAGAGGCUUCGGGAGAUUGAGAGGCACAACCACAUACUGCUGACGAAGAUCUUGAGCGCCAGAAACGCGAGAAAGUGCUCCAUCCCGCCGCGGGAACAGGCGCUCCGGAGACCGGUGCCCUCUGCCGCUGUGUGCCGGAAGAGUCAGCAGAGGCAGAUCGAUCAUGAUAAUAUGAUUCUUCUCAAGAAGAUCCAGCGAGCGAAGUCAUCAGCUUGCAGCAUCCGUCGUUGAUAUAGAAGCGGCGUCCGAUGCGCGGGCGCAGCUCUGUUAUAUUGCCAAUAUUGUACACUGUUACUGUCACCUCUACGAGUGAUGAUACUGUUAAUAAAUUUAUUAAUCGAGUUUUUUAAUGUA